Hypanus sabinus (Atlantic stingray) is the source of this 2833-nucleotide messenger RNA. RefSeq lists its product as uncharacterized. The record is from RefSeq and is a predicted model, not a curated record. NCBI's taxonomy places the organism in Eukaryota, Metazoa, Chordata, Chondrichthyes, Myliobatiformes, Dasyatidae. The coding region runs from base 1097 to 2653 and encodes 518 amino acids. The transcript is spliced from 7 exons.
AUCUCCCUCUGGUGCAUCCCUCCCUCUUUCUUUCUCCCUAGACUUCCUGUCCCAUGGCCCUUUCCCUUCUCCAGCUCUAUCUCUUCUGUCAAUCACCUUUCCAGCUCUUAGCUUCACCCCACCCCCUCCAGUCUAAUCCUAUUAUUUCGCAUUUCCCCCCUUACCCCCCACCCCCCGACUUUCAAAUCUCUUGCUAUCUUUCCUGACAAAGGGUCUCGGCCCGAAAUGUCAACAGUGCUUCUUCCUAUAGGUGCUGCCUGGCCUGCUGUGUUCCACCAGCAUUUUGUGAGUAUUUCAGGUUCAACUGGAAAGUAACAGUCUGAAACUAUUGCAUUCAAUGGUAAUUCUGGAAGCCUCGAUGUGCAUUGAUUGGAUAACAUUUUGAAAAGGUGUAAAAGACUAAAGGCAGAGGGAGGAAUGAGAUUUAAACUGCAGCAAUUUACUUGCUACAGAUCACAUAUUCUGGGAGCUCAGAAUCGCCCUUAUGAACUCGUGUAAACACUAGUCAAUGACUGUUUGCUUUUAUUUCAAUGUAGUGAAUUCUACAUCAUGAGCACGCAAUGCAAUUAUUUAAAUUUGGGGGUAAAAAUACACCUCUUUAACUGUUUAGAUCGAUGUUUGGUGGAAGGAAAAGACUUAUAAAGGGGCAGAUGCUGAUUAAGAAGGUGCCAAGAGAAGGAGAGUAUGAAGCAGAUUUUUGAGGAGGAAGUAUCUCCUUUUGAAUGCCCAAACAGGAGGGCAAUGCAUAUCAGGUGUGGCAUUACAUUAAUGUUAUUGUGAAUUACAUUGGAUAUUUGAUUGAAUGCAAGUGUGAGAACAAGGAUUAAACAGAGUGGAUGAGAGCACAAGUUGGAAAUAGCGAAGGCAUGGUUGCGAACCCUGUAGGAUACAGUUGAGGAAAAACAUCAGUUGUGGAUAAAUGGAGGUCUGUGGCAAGUAAGGUGUUGCAGUUGUUUUCAUCAGAACAGAUACAACAAACCUGGGGAAAAAACACAAGAAUGGAGUGAAGUCAUUUCAGGAUGCAGAGUGGAAGGGUGUAGCUGUGGAGCUGAAGUACCUGGAUAUUGAUGACCCACUUAUCCUUCAAGGGCGUGUGAUGGACAGUGGUUUGGUCCAAUCGGCGAGCGCAGCGCGCGAGUUUGAAGCGGGCCCGGGCCCCGGCCCCAGCCCCGGGCUGCCAUGGAGAGCUGGUGCGGGUUCGGCGCAGUGCCGGCCGCUCGCCGGGAACCGAAAGAUGAUGCAGAAACUGCAUGUUGGCAGUUUGCAGCAAAGCCAGCCGGAGUUUGAGAACGCCUUUCAAGAACUGUAUAAGUCUCUGUUUAGCAGCCAAGAGAAAGGAGCUGAAAAUGUCACUAUGAAGGAGAAAUAUCGUGCUUCCAUUACUACACAUAAAGGUUGUGGCAAAUUUGUAGCAUUGCAGAAUUUCUCCCAAAUAAGCAAAAAACUUCCUUCUAAAGACAUCCAUAAAACAAAGCCUUCCAUUCAUUCUGACCAUGUAAUGCUGAAGGACAGCAGCAAUAAUGUGGCCAUUGCUGGAGUCUGCAGUACCACAACUGAAACUGCAAAAAUCUCUGCUGAAACUCACAAUGUAAAACUUGACACAUUUUUGGAUAAGGCAGAGUCAAACACUGAAACAGGCUUUUCUGCCUUAAUGCCACAAAUUCUCCACACAAGUUCAAGCCCCACAUCUGUUGAUGAAGGAAAAACUUCUGAAGCCUUGCAUGAUGAUGAAUCCAUCUCCAUUAGCUCUGGAGAAGAUUACAGAGAAACAGUUACCUGUGAAGAAUGCUCAAAAAUGUUUUGGAAAACGGCAAAUAAAAGGGGUCCCAGGAAAAAGCAACAUGGGUCAAGCAAGAAGAAGCUUUAUGAUCCUACUUCAUUAUCCUGUGACCAAUGGGUCUUGAAAAAGCCUUUGUUGCCAAGAGGUAAUCUGCAUAAAUACAGAAGGCAAAUUGAGUUACCGAUAAGGUACCUGCAAUCACUGGGAAAGUCUGCCCAGGUGAAAGAAACAACAAAAUGGAUUCCCCAGUGUUCCAGGCCUCAUGUGUUUCUACACAGGAAUCUACGGUCCUGUAAGAGAAAAGUUGACAAAUUUCUUCAUGAGAGUGGAAAGAAACAACCUCAAAAGAAAAGAAAGAGAUCCAGGAAGAAAAAUCUCUUUGUCUACAUGCUUCCUGAAGCUCCUCCAUCUGCUAAUGUACUCUUAAAAAAUGAAGACUCUGGAUUUGAAUUGGAGGUCGGUUCUGUAAAAAGGAAGCUAGCCUCGGCUGUCCUAAACAGAGAAGCAAGGCUCAAGAGAGGCAGCUGUGAUUUUUCAGAUGAUUUGAACACCAUUGAAAGUGGAUUUUGCAGCUCUGACAGUAAAUCGGUGCUUUAUGAGAAUAGCUCUUGUUUCAAGCAAGAUAAGUCUGCACUUGAUUUAUUUGAACCUGAACCAUCUACCUUUUCAACUUCAACUUUAUUUUGCACUGAAAGCCAUUUACAUUCCCAAUAUGAUGGUCCUCGAUCAUGGGAGGAAGCACCAAACGAAAGUUCCACAGUUCCUCUUAACAGUUCUUUUGGUUGGUUAAAACCUGGAGGGUUUACAUCUAUGAUUGCGAAGUUAAAGGCUCAACAUCAAAUCUUACCGGGCAAUGUUAUUAAAGAGACAUGACCUGCCCUUUAGAAACUUGCCUUAAAGAAAUUCAGUACAGUGCUGUUCACAUUUACAGCUAUUAGGUUUUCUCUUUGCAUUGUCAAUUUUAAUUUUUUUUCUCCUGAACUUGAUCUGUUGCAUUAAACAGCAGUGUUUAAUCUGUAAACUUUAUUUAAAAUAAAUGCUAAAGACUGGGAA